Molecule: messenger RNA, 372 nt
Organism: Lentinula edodes (shiitake mushroom)
Lineage: Eukaryota; Fungi; Basidiomycota; Agaricomycetes; Agaricales; Omphalotaceae
Product: Prefoldin beta-like protein
Exons: 4
Coding region: 1-372 (123 amino acids)
Biological process (GO): protein folding
Cellular component (GO): prefoldin complex; cytoplasm
Molecular function (GO): protein folding chaperone
Source: RefSeq, a predicted model, not a curated record
AUGGCCUCUUCCAAGAAGAAACUUACACCUCUUUCAGAUCAGGAAAUCCAAUCAAAAUACGGUCAGUUUCAAUCUGACUUGCAGGCUGUAGCAAGCAAAAUUGGAGAGUUAGAGUCAGAAGCCGAUGAACACAGUCUAGUCCUCACUACCCUCGAUGAGGCUUUGCAAGACGAUCCAGACCGUAAAUGCUUUCGUCUAAUCGGUGGAGUUCUGGUCGAGCGCACAGUCAAGGACGUCGUUCCAGCACUACACACAAAUCGGGAUGGGAUACGGACAGCGGUUAAAGGUUUAGCGGAUCAGUAUACGAGUAAAGAAAAAGAAUUCGAAACUUUCAAAGAAGAUUAUAAAAUCCGAGUUGUUGGUAGAGUGUAG